GACCAGGGGUAUCGGUCCCAGCGUCUCCGUCUCGCAGAACAGCGUCUAAAUUUAGAUUUCGGAGAAGACUGUGUUGUCUAAGGGUUUGUCUGAGCCGCCUCGGAAGACCUCUGGCCCUUGUCCGGUAAAUCCUGGGAAUUUACCUGGGCUCGUGCUUGAAGAAGCCGAGGGAACAUCUCGGCUGAUGACACACAGACCCAACCCGAGGGGGCACAGGGUGAAGGGCGAGGCGGCUAAGUGACCGGCUUUCUUGUCCUCUCCGUCCUGGCAGAUACAAAUCACUUGGAUUCAGGCGAGUUUACUUUGCUCCGUGGGAACGGCACCAGAGCUGGAGAUAUGAUAGAAGACUGCCUGAAAGCUGCUUCCUUUGCCACUUCCUGUGGAGGCCUGUCUUUGCCAUUUGCGGUUUCUUUCUUCUUUUGGUUAGCACCUUGCACGGAGAUAGUAAUAUAUCCAGUUGUGAAACUGGGAAAGGCCAGAGCUCUCAGAUCUGGGAAACAUGUCCCGUCGGAAACAGACAAAUCCGAACAAAGUUCACUGUUGUAAAUGGAAUUGAGAUUCUGCAGUUAAAUUUGUGAAGUAGCAAUUGAUCACCUUUUGAAAGAAGUCAAGACUAGGAGGAUUUAAGAGAAGCAAGCAAUGCUUUCUAGAGCAUCUGGCUUACUGCCCAGGAAGAGCAGCUACGCCCAGAAGCUGUUGGAGGCAGCAAGCUGACUUGGAGAUGAAUGACCCCACCACAGGGGGAUCAAGUAUUUGCUGGGCUAGAAGAGCAAGCCCGCCAGGCGAUGAUGAAAACUGAUUUUCCUGGAGACCUUGGCAGUCAGCGACAAGCUAUCCAACAACUAAGAGAUCAGGACUCCAGUAGCAGUGACAGUGAGGGUGAUGAAGAGGAGACCACACAGGAUGAAGUCUCUUCCCACACGUCAGAGGAAGAUGGAGGGGUGGUCAAAGUGGAAAAAGAGUUAGAAAGCGCAGAGCAGCCUGUUGGUGGGAACGAAGUGCUAGAGCAUGAGGUCACAGAGAAUUUGAAUUCUGACCCCUUGCUCGAACUCUGCCAGUGUCCCCUUUGCCAGCUGGACUGCGGGAGUCGGGAGCAGCUGAUCGCUCAUGUGUACCAGCACACUGCAGCAGUGGUGAGUGCCAAGAGCUACAUGUGUCCUGUCUGUGGCCGGGCUCUUAGCUCCCCAGGGUCACUGGGUCGCCACCUCCUAAUCCACUCGGAGGACCAGCGGUCUAACUGUGCUGUGUGUGGAGCCCGUUUCACCAGCCAUGCCACCUUUAACAGCGAGAAACUUCCUGAAGUACUUAAUAUGGAAUCCCUACCCCCAGCCCACAAUGAGGGCCCCUCCAGUGCUGAGGGGAAGGACAUUGCCUUCAGUCCUCCAGUGUACCCUGCUGGAAUUCUGCUUGUGUGCAACAACUGUGCUGCCUACCGGAAGCUACUGGAAGCACAGACCCCCAGUGUACGCAAGUGGGCCCUACGUCGACAGAAUGAGCCUUUGGAGGUACGGCUGCAGCGGCUGGAACGAGAACGCACGGCCAAGAAGAGCCGGCGGGACAAUGAGACCCCCGAGGAGCGGGAGGUGAGGCGCAUGAGGGACCGUGAAGCCAAGCGCUUGCAGCGCAUGCAGGAGACGGACGAGCAGCGGGCACGCAGGCUGCAGCGGGAUCGGGAGGCCAUGAGGCUGAAGCGGGCCAACGAAACCCCGGAGAAGCGGCAGGCCCGACUCAUCCGAGAGCGAGAGGCCAAGCGGCUCAAGAGGAGGCUGGAGAAAAUGGACAUGAUGUUGCGAGCUCAGUUUGGCCAGGACCCUUCUGCCAUGGCAGCCUUAGCAGCUGAAAUGAACUUCUUCCAGCUCCCUGUAAGUGGGGUGGAGUUGGACAGCCAGCUUCUGGGCAAGAUGGCCUUUGAAGAGCAGAACAGCAGCUCUCUGCACUGAACCACACCCUCCUGCCUGCCCCCCUGCCUGCCCACCAACCCAGGCCCACAAGGACCAGUGCUGCCGCCACCCAUAAGGCCCUGUCCUGCGGCCAGAGGCAGGCCCGGGUCUGCUGCAGGUGGACAUGUGCACCCCUUGCAUGUGGGAGCAGGAUGACGAACGAGGUCAGGAGGAACCCGGCUCUGGGCAGCUCUGGACAGGGAGCAGGUACUCCAGAGAACCGGACUUCCCAGCCCACUGCUGCAGGCCAUGCUUAUAGGACCGUGGGGCCCCAGCGUGGCCCAAGUUGUGAGGGCAAAUAAAUUAAUUUUAUCUUUA
Lemur catta (Ring-tailed lemur) is the source of this 2258-nucleotide messenger RNA. It is a transcript of the gene ZNF821, whose product is annotated as zinc finger protein 821. NCBI's taxonomy places the organism in Eukaryota, Metazoa, Chordata, Mammalia, Primates, Lemuridae. The transcript is spliced from 9 exons. The record is from RefSeq and is a predicted model, not a curated record. The coding region runs from base 726 to 1940 and encodes 404 amino acids.